AUGUCGGAAAUGGCCAGCCCAGUGUCGUUAACCACCCUCUCAACCGAACUCCGCCACAAAGUCCUAGCCUCUGUGAUUUGGACAUCAACAGCAACGCUCUAUAAUCACCUCGACCUAUUUUUCCAAGAUCCUCGGGUCCGGCUCCGCGAUGACUGGGACAUAUGGGUACCAACCACACCACCUCAACCACCCGCUCUGUCACUCCUCUUGACAUGCCGGAUCCUGCGCUAUGACGUCCAGUAUCUAUUGAAUUCAUCCACUGCCCAAUCCCACCCCUAUGAGAUUGACGUCGUCUUCAUUGCCAAAUGCGGACUUUUCCCAACCUGGGUGUGUUGUCCACUCCCAAGCCAGAUCAACCUCGACACUCUCCAGGCGUCAUUCCGCAUAAUGGACGUGGAGGAUAUCGACGACGAGGUACCAGCUGGAAGGCAGGGGGAGUUCUUAAGCCGUUACCGCGGUGUAUCGUCUGACUUCGAUGCAGACAACUACCCAAAUCCUCCUCCCGGCUCAUGGAACUUCUAUCGCCUGUUAGCGUCCUUCCUGGCCUUGGGGCCUCGGGGCCUGACCUCUCCCGCUUAUCAAAGAGAAAAUCGCGGCUGUCUUUCAAGAAGCAGAUACUCACUCCAACAUCUCAUCAUUAGCGUAACAUCUAAGGAGGAAACUGAAAUGGAUGACGAAAGACGGGAGCGAGCAAGUGGACCAAGGCGGUUCUUACUUGACCACAAUUCCGACCUGCCUUACGGAGGCUCGAGAGAAGAGGACGUUUUUCCAGGGCCGCCUGACAAUUCUCCAUACACAUGGACAGGCCCCACCGAGUUGGAGACCGUUAGAGGGAUGUAUGGCCACGCGGGCCGUCUCACCCUCGGACACGCCGACCGCUAUGGCUUGUACCUUGCCAACACCCUCUGGGCCCUGCUUGACUUCAAGUGGCUCUCACGAGGCUUCGGUCUUAUGGUGUACGAAAGCAUCCUUGACGACAUUACCUUUUACGUCGACGGGAAGCCAAGACCUCACUUUGGCAUGGACGACUUGCUUUCCCUGGAACCCCUAAAGCACCGCACCUUGACACCGGAGGUCGCAGCAGCCCUUCAAGUCUGGAAGGAGUGGGUAAUGAAGUGGAGGAGUAAGCUACGGGAGCGUGGUAUGUUGGAUGAACCACGCCCGAGUUUUGCUUUUGUGAGAUACUUGCCGGCAUCGAUGGCAGAUCCUAAUGAGUGCCCAGAUUCAGACUCGGAUUCUAUGUCCGGCUCAGACGUAUAG
Molecule: messenger RNA, 1260 nt
Organism: Podospora pseudocomata
Lineage: Eukaryota; Fungi; Ascomycota; Sordariomycetes; Sordariales; Podosporaceae
Exons: 1
Coding region: 1-1260 (419 amino acids)
Source: RefSeq, a predicted model, not a curated record